Molecule: messenger RNA, 1112 nt
Organism: Mustela lutreola (European mink)
Lineage: Eukaryota; Metazoa; Chordata; Mammalia; Carnivora; Mustelidae
Gene: CCSAP
Product: centriole, cilia and spindle associated protein
Exons: 4
Coding region: 225-1055 (276 amino acids)
Biological process (GO): regulation of mitotic spindle assembly
Cellular component (GO): cytoskeleton; ciliary transition zone; axoneme
Molecular function (GO): microtubule binding
Source: RefSeq, a predicted model, not a curated record
AGCAGCGGGGCGGGGGCCGGGACCGGGAGCGCGCGGGGGAGGUGUCUGCUCCCGGGGACUGAGGCGGCGCCGUCGGCGACAUCUUGCUCAGGAGGAAAGCGCCGGGGAGACCGGGUGGCUGGGAGCUGCUGCGCCCGGAGGACGGGAAGGGAGACGCAGGCCAGCCCGGCGCGGCACCCCGGAGGCGGCGGCGGCGGCGCGCACUCCAGCCGGCGGCAGGCACCAUGGCCCCGGGGAGCGGGGUGAAGAGCGAGUACAUGAAGCGCUACCGGGAACCGCGCUGGGACGAGUACGGGCCGUGCUACCGCGAGCUGCUGCACUACCGCCUGGGCCGCCGGCUGCUGGAGCAGGCGCACGCGCCUUGGCUCUGGGACGACUGGGGCCCGGCCGGAGCCUCGGACGACUCGGCGUCGUCCGCGUCGUCGUCGGGAGCCGGGGACCCCGCGCCCCAGGGCGCCCCCGCCUCGCCGCCCGCGGAGCCCGCGGCGCGGGAGAGGCCGGAACGGCGGGCGCGCGGGCCGGCGGAGGAGCUGGGCGUGGAGGCGGCGGAGGCCGAGGAGGCCCGGGACGCGGAGGGCGCGGACGAGGCGGCGGCGGCGGCGCUGCCAGCCCCGCCAGUGAAAGAUAUCAAAGAAAAACCUGAACAAGAGAUCAGAACAAAAGAGACUGAGAAGUUACCUAACAGUACUGAACCUCGACAGCAACCAAGUGCCUUAUUUGCCAGAGGAAAUAGGAAAGCAGUCAAAAGUCCUCAAAGAUCAUUGAGUAGAAUAAAAGAGAACAAGCAUCCGUUUGCCCUUUACGGGUGGGGAGAAAAGCAGACGGAUACAGGAAGCCAGAAAACUCACAAUGUCUGCGCGUCCGCUCCGGUCCAUGAGAUUCAUGAGUCAGCAUUGCGCGCCAAGAACAGAAGACAGGUGGAAAAGCGGAAACUGGUCACUCAGAGGCAGCGCGCCCACUCCGUGGAGGUGGAGAAGAACCGGAGGAUAAAGCCUCCGCCCUCGGAGAACCCGUGGGUGACGGAGUACAUGAGAUGCUACUCAGCACGGGCCUGAAGGCAGGAACGGCUGCCGGGACAGCCUCUUCGAAAAAGAGUCAGCGGAAGAAAGAAG